AAGAUUGGAUGUUCUUAAAGGUUCAUGCAAUGGCUGGAAGUGAUCAAGAUAUGGGUGUUCACGAACCUGAAAAAUGUGGCAAUAAUGCCAAUCACCAACAAAGACCUUGCUUUGAUCCUUCUUCUCUUCUUUCUCCCAAGGCUGUGCCGCCCAUCUCGGUGGCAGCGGAGAGCGAUCAAGCUCUCCGUCGACCUCGCGGGCGCCCCGCUGGGUCCAAGAACAAGCCGAAACCCCCCAUUAUUGUUACCCGAGAUAGCGCUAAUGCUCUCCGGGCUCAUGCCAUUGAGGUUAGCUCUGGCUGCGAUGUUAAUGAGAGUCUCUCUAGCUUUGCUCGAAGGAAGCAGCGUGGCGUUUGUAUUCUUAGUGGAAGUGGUUGUGUCGUUAAUGUCACACUUCGUCAAGCUGCUUCUUCGGGAACCAUUGUCACUCUUCAUGGCCGCUUUGAGAUCGUUUCAUUAUUGGGAUCGAUCUUGCCACCGCCAGCACCGUUGGGGAUCACCGGUCUGACAAUUUACUUGGCCGGCGCACAAGGGCAGGUGGUAGGUGGGGUCGUGGUGGGCGCGCUCAUUGCCUCCGGCCCCGUUGUGAUCAUGGCAGCGACGUUCAUGAACGCGACAUUUGACCGCCUGCCAUCUGACGACGACGAAGUGACAGCCACCAUGCAUAGUCAACACUACGGCCAAAAUGGGCGAAGCCACCACCACCACCUUGAUGUUUCUGAUCUGUAUGGAACGCCACAGAACUUGAUCACCAACAGCACUCUUCCGGCGGAAUUAUACUCUUGAACGGCGGCAGGUAGAGCCAUGUCAAAGACUUAAAACUACGUCGUUCCAAGUUAUUACAUAUGUAAUUUCACAAGAA
Cucurbita maxima (winter squash) is the source of this 861-nucleotide messenger RNA. RefSeq names its product AT-hook motif nuclear-localized protein 16-like. The transcript has 2 exons. The coding region runs from base 9 to 785 and encodes 258 amino acids. The record is from RefSeq and is a predicted model, not a curated record. Gene Ontology annotation, molecular function: minor groove of adenine-thymine-rich DNA binding; DNA-binding transcription factor activity. Gene Ontology annotation, cellular component: nucleus. Gene Ontology annotation, biological process: vegetative to reproductive phase transition of meristem. NCBI's taxonomy places the organism in Eukaryota, Viridiplantae, Streptophyta, Magnoliopsida, Cucurbitales, Cucurbitaceae.